AGGGUUCUGAGCGGCCGCGGGGUCUGCCGGGAGCCUGUGGGGCCGAGUCCGCCGUCAUGCUGCUUUUCUGUCCCGGCUGCGGGAACGGGCUGAUCGUGGAGGAGGGACAGCGCUGCCACCGUUUCGCCUGCAACACCUGCCCUUACGUGCACAACAUCACCCGCAAGGUAACCAAUCGGAAGUAUCCGAAGCUCAAAGAAGUGGAUGACGUGCUUGGUGGAGCAGCUGCUUGGGAGAAUGUUGACUCUACUGCGGAGCAGUGUCCCAAAUGCGAACAUCCUCGUGCCUAUUUCAUGCAGCUUCAGACCCGCUCUGCAGACGAGCCAAUGACGACCUUCUACAAGUGCUGCAAUGCACAGUGUGGGCACCGCUGGAGGGACUAGGGCGCAGCUGGCCAGCUGUGUCCGUGUCUGUUCCCUUGUUCCCCAGAGUGGACUCCCAUCUGGGAGCGUGUGCUGUGUGUCCUGAGAGUCUCUGCUGGGGUGGUGGAAAGCUAACCGUGUUAUGGCUGUCAGCCAGGGUGUCAGGAAAGGUAGCCCAUCUGCCAACUAGUGGGUGAACUCAUUCAUGUCCCGGGAGAUUUUGUGCGUGGGGAGGAGUUUCCGUAACUACGCACAUUCUGUUUAAGGUCCUGUUGGUUCAUCUUUUACAUUUAUCGGGCAACUGACAUUCUCUCACCAUCCACCAGCACUCUUAAAUAUUUACAUUGUUCGCACAACUCAUCAAGUAGAACUUAUUAAUAUAGUACAUUAGAUGUUCCUAAAUAUUUAACUGUUAAUUGCAAACUUAUUUAAUAAAAAUUUAUGCUGAGUAUUUAAUUAAAACGAAAAGUCUGA
This is a messenger RNA of Hipposideros armiger (great roundleaf bat), 836 nucleotides long. RefSeq names its product RNA polymerase III subunit K (gene POLR3K). The record is from RefSeq and is a predicted model, not a curated record. The coding region runs from base 57 to 383 and encodes 108 amino acids. Gene Ontology annotation, biological process: termination of RNA polymerase III transcription; DNA-templated transcription. The transcript is spliced from 3 exons. Gene Ontology annotation, molecular function: zinc ion binding; nucleic acid binding. Gene Ontology annotation, cellular component: RNA polymerase III complex. Lineage: Eukaryota; Metazoa; Chordata; Mammalia; Chiroptera; Hipposideridae.